This is a messenger RNA of Closterium sp. Naga37s-1, 1817 nucleotides long. The record is from the annotation of a GenBank genome assembly. Lineage: Eukaryota; Viridiplantae; Streptophyta; Zygnematophyceae; Desmidiales; Closteriaceae.
AUGGCUAGUCCUACCUCAUAUGUCACGGCCAUUUGUCGGCCAGCAGACGCAGAAGCUUCUGAGGCGGAGGCUGCUAUUUCUGGGUCGAAAUCACUUUCUAGGACCAAACCUUUAGUAGCGGUGCAAGCGGAGCUUCAAACGCGUUCAGUGAAGGGCAAGGAGAGGGGGAGUGGAAAAGAGAGUCAGGGGAGCAUCAGGAGAGUGGGGGACGAGGAGGGGGGAGAAACGGGAGGUGAAGAUGUGAGCGAUGCAAGGAGAGCAGGGAAUGUGGGGGGAAAGAGUGAGGGAGGCGGGAGCAAGAGCUGCAGGACGAAAGGCUGCAAGGAGGAGGAGGAGGAGGAGGCAGUGGCAGUGAUUGCUGGAGUGCUGAGGGAGAAAUUCGGGCCUCAGAUUGUGAAAGAGGAGUUGGAGGAAUGGGGGAGUGGGAUAGGAAGCAGCGAAGGCGAAGAGGGGGUGGGGAGAUUGAAAGUGGAGGAGGGGGACGAUGAGGAGGAGGAGGAAGUGGAGGAGGAGGAGGAAGCAGAAGUAGAACCGUGUGAAGAGAACGCACCACCCACCACAUCUCCUUCCACACCCCCUCCUCCACUCAACAGCCGGCGGGUCGUAUCUCGCUCCUCCCUCCUCUCCCUCUACCGCUUUUUCUCCUCCCACCUCGGCAUUUCCUCCCCUUCCAUUGUCUCUUCCCUCCUCGCCACUUACCCGCAACUCCUCCGCUCCAAUCCCACCAAUGAUUUUCUCCCACGUGUCCGCCUUCUCCAGUCAUAUGGCAUUUCCGAUGCUGACAUCGCGCACAUGACUUUGAGUAACCCAGCCUGGCUCCGCUCCUCCCUGCCACAGAUUCAGAAUAUGCUUGAGCUUCUUUUAGGUAAAGGCAUUCGCCGUAGCAGAUUGGGUCUGGUGCUCCGACGUGGUCGCAACUUACUCUGCCGUGAAGCAUGUUCAACGAACCUGGACAUUCUGGUGGAGAAGGCAGGGGUUCCUGUGGACAAGCUGGGCUCGUCCUCCAUUGCAAGCUCUGUGCUUCGUCGUGGCCCCAACAUCAUCGGUUUCAACAAAGAAACUCUCUUAGCUAAGCUCCAGUUCUUUGUGGAGCUGGUGGGGGAGGAGGCAGCAGGGAGAAUGGAGAGGAGCUUCUCGCAGACGAGUGUUGGGGACAGGAGGGGUGUUUCAAUAGGAGCUGGGAAACAGAGGAGCAAGCUGGGUUCUGUGUCUGACAAAGUGGAGGGGGUAGAGGGGAUUGAAUGGGGAGCGGAAGAAGGGAAGAGUGGGCCGUUAUAUGGGGUUGUCGCAGGCAAUGAUGAGCCAGGGGAGAGAGUAGUUAUGGAGCGGCAGCUUCUGGAUUUGGAGGCGACAAAGAAAAUUGUGUGUUUGCAGCAGUUUCUCCUAUGUACAGACAAGCAGUUUGAGGAGAAGUUUGGGGUUAAUGCUACAGCUGACUCUGCUACAGCUGCCUCUGCUACAGCUGUCUCGGCCCUCUCCCUGCUGGACCUGCUACAGCUGUUCCUGUGGGUGGCGGUGUCACCGGCUGUAGCAGAGGAGCAGCUGUUCAGAGGGCUGCUGCUCAAGGCCCUGCAAGGGAGGUUCGCGAGGAUGGGCGCUGCCAUGCUCUCUGAAGCCCUCUUCGCCUUCUUCCUCCUCUCCCUCUCCCUCCUCUUCCCCAACAUGGCCCUUGGGAUUGCCGCCGGCCUGCUUGCUGUGCAUGCGGCGUUGGCGGCAGCAGUGGCGGCUGCAGGGAGAGCGGGAAGGAGGGCGAGGGGCGGUGAAGGGGAGGCUGCUGAUGGGGCUGGCGGGUGUUUUGACAACUUGGAAGUUGCAAG